Molecule: messenger RNA, 2002 nt
Organism: Vitis vinifera (wine grape)
Lineage: Eukaryota; Viridiplantae; Streptophyta; Magnoliopsida; Vitales; Vitaceae
Product: laccase-17
Exons: 6
Coding region: 23-1828 (601 amino acids)
Biological process (GO): lignin catabolic process
Cellular component (GO): apoplast
Molecular function (GO): hydroquinone:oxygen oxidoreductase activity; copper ion binding
Source: RefSeq, a predicted model, not a curated record
ACUCAUAACCAGAUUGAGGCUCAUGCGUCAGGCUCUUAUGACCAUCUUUUCAAAAUAUAGAGACAUAAUGGGCGUUUUUCCUUUUUCAUCUCCAGCUAUUGUGGGGGUUUUUCUCUUCGCAUUGAUAACAUCGAGUCUCCUUCCUGAGCUCGCACUUGCCAAGGAUGCAGGCAUAACCAGGCGCUACAAGUUUGAUAUCAAGUUGGUAAGAAUGACGCGACUGUGCCACACAAAGGGCGUCAUUACUGUAAAUGGGAAGUUUCCUGGUCCUCUAGUCACAGUUCGGGAAGGUGACAAUCUUCUGGUUGAAGUUGUUAACCAUGUUCAAAAUAACAUCAGUAUCCACUGGCAUGGCAUUAGACAGCUUCGAAGUGGGUGGGCUGAUGGUCCUGCAUACAUAACUCAGUGCCCCAUUCGAACUGGGCAGAGAUAUAUGUACAACUUCACAGUUAGUGGCCAAAGAGGGACUCUCUUCUGGCAUGCCCAUAUAUCGUGGAUAAGAGCCACUGUCCAUGGUCCCUUAAUCAUUCUCCCCAAACCUAAUGUCCCUUAUCCAUUCGGCAAUCCUUAUAAGGAAGUUCCAAUCAUCUUCGGAGAGUGGUGGAAUGUAGAUCCUGAGGCAGUCAUCAGCCAGGCACUGCAAACUGGUGCAGGCCCAAAUGUCUCUGAUGCUUACACCAUCAACGGCCUUCCAGGGCCACUGUAUAACUGCUCUGCCAAAGAUACAUUCAAACUGAAGGUGAAGCCUGCUAAGACUUACCUUCUCCGUUUGAUCAAUGCAGCUGUGGAUGAUGAGCUCUUCUUCAGUAUCGCAAACCACACCAUCACAGUGGUAGAAGUGGAUGCGGUUUACGUUAAACCCUUUGACACCGACACGCUUCUCAUCACCCCUGGACAGACGACAAAUGUUCUGCUCAAGACCAAACCCUACUUCCCAAAGGCCAAUUUCUUCAUGUAUGCUAGGCCAUAUGCAACAGGGCAAGGCACCUUUGACAACUCCACUGUGGCCGGGAUCCUUGAAUAUGAGUUAUCAAACUUUUCACCUUUCAAUUCCACCUCAACUAAGAAUCUUCCUUUCUUCAAACCGGCAUUGCCUCCUUUUAAUGACACUUCAUUUGCUUCCAAUUUCUCCAGAAAAAUCCGUAGCUUAGCUAGCGCUCAAUUCCCAGCUAAAGUUCCCCAGAAAGUGGAGAGGCGAUUCUUCUUCACAGUAGGCCUAGGAACAAACCCAUGCCCGCGCAACCAAACCUGCCAAGGACCCAAUAAUAGAACCAAAUUCUCAGCUUCCAUCAAUAACGUAUCUUUUGUACUUCCAACCACUGCCAUUCUCCAAGCCUACUUCUUUGGGCAAUCAAAUGGGGUGUACACAACCGACUUUCCCAACAAUCCCAUAACUCCAUUUAACUAUACGGGCAACCCACCAAACAACACCAUGGUGAGUAAUGGAACCAAAGCAGUGGUUCUACCGUAUAAUACUAGUGUGGAGCUGGUGAUGCAGGACACGAGCAUCCUUGGGGCGGAGAGCCACCCUCUCCACCUGCAUGGCUUUAAUUUCUUUGUUGUUGGCCAAGGUUUCGGCAACUAUGAUCCAAAUAAGGACCCCGCAAAAUUCAAUCUUGUGGAUCCCAUAGAAAGGAACACUGUGGGUGUGCCUUCCGGCGGUUGGGUUGCCAUUCGGUUUCUAGCGGACAACCCAGGUGUAUGGUUCAUGCAUUGCCACCUGGAAGUCCACACAAGCUGGGGUUUGAAAAUGGUUUGGAUCGUCUUAGAGGGAAAGCUUCCCAAUCAAAAGUUGCCUCCUCCACCGUCUGAUCUUCCCACAUGUUGACUUUGGCUUGGUUAUGAAUUCACUCCCAUGAGUCCAAUCCCUGAUCCAAAUAUCUGUAUUUUUGUAUUUUCGUCGGUUUUUGUUGUUGAGCGCGUGAAUUUGGACUUAUAGGUAUGUUUAUCCGUUUGGAAUAAGUCGAAAGAGGAAAUAAAAGACUAGACAAUAUUUUCUUUA